AUGCCAUCCGUCGACGCUUUGACGACAAGCUUGAUUAUUCUUACCUCUGGUAACAAGUCUUUUGUUGCUUUCAGCAACUUGAGCAACACUGAGUCACUCACAAAAAUGUGGAAGGUAUGCACCAAAGUUGCUUCAUAUCUCGAGCAGGGUCAAUGCCUCGAGAAUCUUUCUUGGCGGCUUUGGCACUUGCAAAACCUCAUGGUCGACACCGACAAUGCAAAGUCCAAAUGCGAGUUCAAGAAACUGUCAAAAAACAUGGGCGACAAACUCGACAAGGAGAAGGGCCAUGCCAUUGAAUCUCUCAAAGCACCUGACUUCAAACGAAACACUUCAACCAACCUCAUCCAUCAGCGAGCUGUCAAACACGAGCAUUCCCAGGAGGCUUCCCAAAACACCUGCCCCAGUAUUAUCAAGCAAACACAAUCUACAUUCAGCACUGACGCUUCCCCUGGCUCCUUCCCUGCAACCUCCUCUUCGUCCUAUACCUUCUCUGGCAAAGGGUCUAUUUGA
Messenger RNA from Suillus fuscotomentosus, 510 nucleotides. RefSeq lists its product as uncharacterized. The transcript has 4 exons. The record is from RefSeq and is a predicted model, not a curated record. The coding region runs from base 1 to 510 and encodes 169 amino acids. NCBI's taxonomy places the organism in Eukaryota, Fungi, Basidiomycota, Agaricomycetes, Boletales, Suillaceae.